AUGCCAAAGGAGAGGAACUUCAACCCUGUUCAGGCCCAGCGCAAGGCCGAUAAGGCGCGGGCAAUCAAGAAAGGCAAGGCAGAGGUCCAGGAAAAGCGCAACGAGAGACUCGCCCGCAAGAACCCGGACCGGAUUCAAAAGCAGAUUGACGACCUCAAGGCCAUCGCGUCCAAGGGCGGCAAGCUCACGAGCCAUGAAGAGCAGGUGCUAGCGGGGCUGGAGAAGGAGCUCAAGGCGGUCAAAAGGGCGAGGGAGGCUGUUGGCGACAACGCGCCGUCGUUUAGUCGCGCGAGAGACGGAGACUCUAGGCCUGGAGUCUUGGGCAAGAGGAGGCGCGGCUCCCAAGAUGCUUCCAGCAGCGAUGAAGACGUACCCGACGACGUACGCAGCAUUCCUAUGCCGCGAGAUACCCCUCCGCCGAUAUCCAAGGACGUCAUGGACCAGUGGUACGCCAAGCGACGAGCACGACGGAACACGGGGCCUGCGGACAGGCAUGACCGCCGGGGUGACGACGGUCGAGGCGACACUAGCCGAGUCGUGGAUGGUGAAAGGCCGGCAAAGAAAGAGACACCGGCAACUGAGUACAAAACGGUCUACGAAGCAAAGCCAAUCAUGCGCGACCUACGGAAAGAGGCCGUGUCGGCGUUUGUGCCUGCAGCCGUCCAGAUGAAGAUGGCCAAGGGACAGGGCCAAGGAGGACUAUUGGAGCCUGAAGAGGCGGACAGGCUGGAGCGGGAGGGCUAUCUCAAAACAACGGCGGCAGGGGAGCAGAAGCAGUCUCGGGAAGGCGCUCGAACGGCCGCGGUGGAGGAUGCUCAAGAGGACGAAGAAGAGGGAUGA
This is a messenger RNA of Hirsutella rhossiliensis, 840 nucleotides long. RefSeq names its product WW domain binding protein. NCBI's taxonomy places the organism in Eukaryota, Fungi, Ascomycota, Sordariomycetes, Hypocreales, Ophiocordycipitaceae. The coding region runs from base 1 to 840 and encodes 279 amino acids. The record is from RefSeq and is a predicted model, not a curated record. The transcript is spliced from 2 exons. Gene Ontology annotation, biological process: RNA processing.